Messenger RNA from Drosophila serrata, 2446 nucleotides. RefSeq names its product twist family bHLH transcription factor (gene twi). The record is from RefSeq and is a predicted model, not a curated record. Gene Ontology annotation, molecular function: RNA polymerase II transcription regulatory region sequence-specific DNA binding; DNA-binding transcription factor activity, RNA polymerase II-specific; protein dimerization activity. Gene Ontology annotation, biological process: developmental process; regulation of transcription by RNA polymerase II. Lineage: Eukaryota; Metazoa; Arthropoda; Insecta; Diptera; Drosophilidae.
UUAUCUCAAACAUUUACUGCCUUAAAUUAUUCCCAAUUGUUAUUAAACUUGUCCAUAAAUAAUUUAAAAUCAAGUAGUAAACUGCAAUUUCUUAUGCCAUUCUGCACUUUAGAUAUUUACAUUCCCGCUCAUCGAAUCAACAAGUAAAAAUAUUUAUAAAAUUGUCGGCACAUUUUUCCCAACCAACAGAUCGAGCCGAUCCUCGCCCAUUUCCCCGUGCCAUUUUCCCCGUGACAUUUUCCCAAAACGGUGAGAAAACCCGGCAAAGAAUAACCCAAAGAGCGGACCAGAGUCAAGGCUCUCUUUAGCCGUGCGGAUGGGAAAAUGCAAACGCAUUUUGCAGCCGCCGCUGCUGGAGGAAAAUGCAAUUGAAAAAUACCCCGCCGACUGACGUCAUACCUGCGGCAUCGCAGCAUCCGCCAUUGGGCUAGAGCGAGAUGGCCAUUGAGCACAGCGAGAGUGGGAGCGAGCGAGACGAAUAUAUGAGCGGCGGCAGCGAAUGGCCGUCGAGCAGCCGCAAAAUGUCAAUUUGAGCAAUGGCCAUAAGGAUCGUGCGUCAGUUGCGUUCCGUCAGUGCGUGCGAUCAGAUCUCUAUCGGGGCGAACGAAACACAUAUUAAAUAUAUAGUAUAUAUCGACGAUAAUAGAUAUAGUUAUUUAUCAGAAAGUGUGUGCCAAAUAAUUAACCAAAAUUCCUAUGCAAAUGAUGAGCGCUCGCUCGGUGUCGCCAAAAGUGCUGCUGGACAUUAGCUACAAGCCCACGCUGCCCAACAUCAUGGAGCUGCAGCACAAUGUGAUCAAGCUCAUCCAGGUGGAGCAUCAGGCUUAUAUGCAGUCCCCGGGCUAUCAGCAGCAUCACCUCACCCAUCAGCAGCAGCAGCAACAUAAUCUCUCCCAGCAACAGCAGCAGCAUAAUCUGCCCCAGCAACCUCAGUAUGCUCCUCUGCCCUCGGAGUAUGCGGCCUAUGGCCUGACGGAGCUGGAGGAUCAGGACUACAAUAUACCCAGCAACGAGGUACUCAGCACCAGCAGCAAUCACAGUGCCCAGAGUAACAGCCUGGAGCUGAACAACAAUAACACCACCACCACCAAUACCAGCAGCAGCAACAGCAAUGCAACUGCCAAUCCCACGGUUUUUGAGUCCUCCGGCUCCUCUUGGAAUGAGCAUGGCAAGCGGGCCAGGAGCAGCGGGGACUAUGACUGCCAGACUGGAGGCUCCCUGGCCAUGCAGCCCGAGCACAAGAAACUAAUCCAUCAGCAGCAGCAACAGCAUCACAUCUAUGUUGAUUACCUGCCCACCACAGUGGAUGAGGUGGCCUCGGCCCAAUCCUGUCCUGGAGUUCAAAGCGCCUGCAAUUCCCCUCACUCCCACUUUGAGUUCCCCGACGAAGAGCUGGCGGAGCACAAGUCCCAGAUCUUCCUGCCGCUCUACAGCAACCAACAGCAGCAGCAGCAGCAGGCACAGCAAGUGACCCAACAGCAGACCCAGCAGAAUCACUCCCAGCUGCACUUCCAGGCCGCCUACAGGCAGAGCUUCGAGGGCUAUGAACCGGCCAAUUCCCUAAACGGCAGUGCCUAUUCCAGCUCGGAUCGGGACGAUAUGGAGUAUGCCCGCCACACGGCAUUGAGUUCCGUCAAUGAUCUGAAUGGUGGCGGUGUCAUGUCACCCGCCUGUCUGGCGGACGAUGGUAGUGCCGGAAGUCUGCUGGACGGAUCAGAUGCCGGCGGUAAGGCCUUCCGGAAGCCGCGACGGCGGCUGAAGCGGAAGCCCAGCAAGACGGAGGAAACGGAUGAGUUUAGUAACCAGCGAGUGAUGGCCAAUGUCCGGGAACGGCAACGCACCCAGAGUCUCAACGAUGCCUUCAAGGCGCUGCAGCAGAUCAUCCCGACACUGCCCAGCGACAAGCUUAGCAAGAUCCAGACUCUUAAACUGGCCACAAGAUACAUUGACUUCCUGUGCCGCAUGCUCAGCUCGAGUGAUAUAUCCCUGCUGAAGGCAUUGGAGGCGCAGGGAUCUCCCUCGGGAUACGGAUCGGCUGCCUCGCUGCUGAGUGCCGCAGCCAAUGGGGCGGACGCGGAUCUCAAGUGCCUGCGGAAGGCCAAUGGAGCACCGAUUAUUCCGCCCGAGAAGCUUAGUUACCUGUUUGGGGUGUGGCGCAUGGAGGGCGAUGCCCAGCACCAGAAGGCAUAGCAGCGGAUCGAGCUUUCUAUAUAGAUAUUAAGGAUCCAGGAGGGGCUUCCAGCUGCAACAAUCGUGUGAAUUCCAGAGCCCUAGCCGCGCUCACUCUUCAAUUCUCUGUCACUCUUUCCAUAUACGCAUAUGUGUCGAUUAGAUGUCUAAGCCUAAACUUACGUUAAAAGCCUAUUUAAUUACAUAGUCUAAACUAAAUUAAUUGUAAAGAAGCAACAACAAAAAUAAUGGAGAAACAAAGCCAAGAAACAAAGAA